Messenger RNA from Cottoperca gobio, 9340 nucleotides. RefSeq names its product apoptotic chromatin condensation inducer 1a (gene acin1a). Gene Ontology annotation, biological process: RNA splicing. The record is from RefSeq and is a predicted model, not a curated record. The coding region runs from base 74 to 8419 and encodes 2781 amino acids. Gene Ontology annotation, cellular component: ASAP complex; precatalytic spliceosome. The transcript has 55 exons. Lineage: Eukaryota; Metazoa; Chordata; Actinopteri; Perciformes; Bovichtidae. Gene Ontology annotation, molecular function: RNA binding.
GGAAGUCAGACUCCUGAAACAGCAUGAUUCUACAUGCAGCUCUGGCUCUUAUCAAACCCAGUUACUCAACACAAUGAAACAGCUUCUGGAGACAUUUGAUAGUGAUACAUUUCGGAUCCUGAAUAUCAUUGCACUCACCAGGGAGGUGAAUACAUUGCAGAAGAAGCUCAAACGUGCGACUAAUGCUACUGAAACUAUUGAAAUCAGGUUGCUGCGGAGAGAGCAUCAGGAGAAGAUCAAUCAACUGAACGUAAAGACGCAGCAGAUUGAAAGGAGCCAUGCAAACUCAGCGCUGAUUUUACAGAUCAUCUCACUGCAAAAUCAGAUCUGGGAUUUGCAACAGGUAGAUUCAAGAAGUGGAGAAACUUCUUUUCAGACCAACAAGACACUUAUUGCUCUACAAGGACAGUUGGACGUGAAGAUCAGUGAGCUGCGAGUCAAAGGAGACAAUGAAUUAACUAUGCUGGAGCUGAUUUCUAUGUCCAGUAAGAUCACGGUAAUACAGAUGCUCAUCAAUGUCCACAUUGAGGAAUCCAGAAUUAAUGCUGCCUAUAACAAGGAGCAGUGGAAGAAAAACGUCCAGCUCCUUAAAAUAAAGAUUUUACAGCUGAAUCGUGAGGAGUGGAACAGAACACUUACCAGCGAAAUCUUAAUACUGCAGGCCAAUGUGGAGCGUUUAAACCAGUUAAUGAUAAACGGCAAAAAUACAACUGAUUCCCGACUUAAAGAGCUAAGAGUUUACUUGGAAGAGGAGAAGAAACGUCAGAUAAACCUAGAGAAACACCUGGAAGUAGAGUAUACCCAGGCACAACUGAUUAUACAAAUCAUCAACAUCAUGAAAGAAGUGAGAGAGCUGGAUGUUAAUGAGGAGACAACAUCAACAAGUCAAGCCACCACUCUUCAGCUGCUGCUUCAAGACAAAGAAAGUGAAUUUGCCAAAGCUCAGGAUGAAAUAACGGAGCUGCAGAGAAAACUGCAGAGAAAGACUAACGAAUGCUCUAGUUUGGAGGAACAAUAUGAGAACGUAAAGACUGAAUUUGAACAGAAGAUUGCAAAACUGAACAGGACCGCAGACUCUGACGCGGCACUCGUUCUGAACGUGAUAAAGCUGCAUGGUGAUCUGAAGACUCUGAGGGAUCGGAUCUCCACCACAAAAGAUCCGCACACCAUCUCAGACCUACAGAGGCAGCUGGAAAAGAAGCAGGAAGAGCUGAACUCCAAGACUGCCGACAUAGAGAAAUGGCUUGCCAAUCCAACAAUAACUCUAACAAUCAUUCAGCUGCUGAAUGAGAUCUGGGACCUUGAGAAAAAUGACGCCAACGAGACCACUGCUGGCCGGUUACAAGAGUUGCAAGACAGAGUGCAUGGCCUUAUCACUGAAUUAGACGACGGAUGGGAAGACAACACAAAACUGAUGCUGAGCAUCAUGACGCUGCAGAGUCAGGUGGAGUGGCUGCAGAGACAGCUGUCAGACCUCCGCUUGUUACAAACCACUCAGGUUACCCAGCUCACAAAUGAUCUCACAGCCAAGAAGAACGAGCUGCAGAAAUACGUCGACGAGCUGAGUGAGAAGAAUCAGACAAGCACCAGGUUGAUUUGGACAGCCACUAAUCUGCACAACCGACUCAGAAGAUUACAAAAAGAGGACGAUGAGGGCCAAAAGACUUCUGUGGAACUUUCUAAGCUGAGAGAACAACUGAAGGCAAGUGUGGAGAAGCACUCUCGUGAUCAAGCACAGAUCAAGGCUCUGCAGAACAAGCUGAAGCAGACGGAGAAACAGUGUUACAGUUUUGAGAACGAAAUUAUAGAUCUGAAGAACAAACUGGAUGCCAAAAUAAAAGAACUGCAGUCUCAAACUGAGUCUGUGGUUUCACUGGCUCUUCAGGUUUCUAUAUCCACCGGGCAACUGGAGGAGGUAAAGAGGCAAAUAAAUAACACUGAUUCUGAAACCAAGAUAAAAGAACUUCAAAAAACUAUAGAGGAGAAGACUAAUGAGCUGAUCAAAAACACAGAACAGCUGAAAGCAAGAAGUACUCAACCACAAAGAAUUCUACAGAUUAUUGCAUUACAAACAGAGGUUGAGAAAUUGGUGACUGUGGCAGUGCAUGACAGCGAAUACGAUAAUAUAAGAGCACGUGAAGACCAUUUAUUUAAUCUAGUUGAUGGAAUUCAAGAUGACAAUACUAAAUUGAUGUUUAAAAUCUUGGCUCAACAAAAUAAAAUAGCAAGACUGGAGAAGCAAAUACAGAGUCAGACACAAGCAGCACUGGAGAGAAUUAAAGGUCUGGAGAACGAACUGGAGGACAUCAGAAAUCAGAUAAGAGAAAAGACUCUGAUGCUGGACUCAAGUGAUACAAAGGUUGCUAAUUUCUCGAAUCAGAUUAUGGAACUUCACAAGAAAAUCAAACCACUAGAAGACGAGAUAUCGGCACUUAAAGAUACAAGGGACAAGAACGUCCGAGAGCUGCAAACGAGACUGAAAUCAGACCAAGAGGCAACAGCGAGACACUACAGUCAGAUGUCGGUUAGCUUAGCACAAAGACUGGAACCAGCUAGGCUGGCUCUGUCCAGAAACUUAAAGCAAGAGGUCCAGGAACUGAAAAUGUGCUGCACUGAUGUCAACACCCAGUGUGACGAUUUACAAAGACAACUAGUACAGAGCCAGCAGUAUGCAGAUCAUCUGAAGCGGCAGCUGUACGAGAAGGAUGACAAACUCAAACAGCUGCAGCAGGACUUAGAAAAACAGAUCGGGGAGAAGAACAAGCUGCAGGACGACUACGACAGAAAGAUGACCAUGGAUCCAAACACAGCAAACCCAAGAAUAGUUCUGUCGGCAGAUAACUCUGUGAUGUGCACUAGUGAGGAAAUGCAAAACAUCCCCGACCAUCCAGGCCGGUUUGAUACGGCUCUCGCUGUCUUGGGCAUGGCCGGCUUCUCCAGUGGCAGACAUUAUUGGGAGGUGUCUGUAGCUGGGAAGCUUUGUUACCACCUGGGUAUGGCCAGUGAAUCUGCUCCAAGAAGAGGAGCGAUAGGAUUCAGUCCAACAAAUGGUUUCUGGACUAUAGUUCUGAACAAACAGGAUGGAAAGUCCUCCGGGCUGGGAAUGGAGAAGCCGGUCCAGUGUUGUGUUGCCAUGGUCAGUGAUCCCUCUGUCGGACCUCUGAGCCUGGAGCUAGAGGAACGGAAAAUGGCGGACCUCGAAGACGUUACGCUGGACGGUAGACCGCUCCAGUCCCUUCGGGUAGCGGAUCUAAAAACUGCUCUUGAGGAGAGAGGUCUCUCUAAAAGCGGGCAGAAGAAUGCACUCAUUAAAAGACUCAAGGGGGCCCUCAUGCUGGAGAAUCUGCAGAGGACCUCCACCGCUCACAUUGGAUUGCAGCCUAACUCGCAGAUUGGAGAGGAAAUGAGCCAGAACAGCUUUAUCAAGCAGUAUCUGGCUAAACAACAGGAGCUCCUGAGGCAGCGGCUAGAGAGAGAAGCUCGCGAAGCAUAUGACACAAACGAUCAAGAGGACCACACAGAAGUUAAUAACAGUACAUCUUGCCCUCCUCAAGCCCAGGAUGCUGCUCCAGCAUUGGCUGAGCAGCACAAGCCACCUGGCCCCUCUGGUGGAGAGGGAUUGUUUGGUGCAGUGAAUGAGGGAGAGGGUAACGGAAACCAGGAGGCUGAUGUGUCUGGUCCUCCUGCUUCUGGCUCUGUUGCCAUGCGUGUUCCUGGUGGUGAGCACCGGCCAGAGAAGGGGUCUGCCUCCAACGAAGUCGCUGCAGACAGCAAUGACGACGAUAGUGAGGAUGGCGAGGAGGAUGGUGACGAUGACGAUUGGGAAGGCGGUGCUCGCAGGAGAGGCAACAGAGAGCCAGCUAGAGUGCCCACGACCAGAGAGAGGUCUGGAGCAUCCUGUCAACCCCCGCAGCAACACAUGCCUUCCCUUUUGUCCCCUCAACUCCGCCAACCAACACCUCCUCCCUCCCCACCUCCAGAGUUAUCAUUCCCCUUGCCUGACACCCCUAAACAGAGUCCCCCUAGUCCAGAUGUAGCCCCAGCUAGGCGCUCAUCCAGUACCUCCAGCUCUGGUUCCUCAAGCAGCGACAGCCGCAGUAGCAGUCCAGAGCCACAGAGGAGUGGACAUGCCGAGCGCAAGCCAGGCCCGCUGACCCUUCUCGCACGAAAAAUGGAGUCAGAAGGUGCUUUCUCAGGAGCAGGUUGGCACCGUGCCGGUGGUGAAGGUGAUGGCAGAGGGCCUCCAGAGGGCCUGGUAUCUGCCAUCACUCACACAGCUAACACUGCAGGCCAUGUGUCAUUUUCCACAAUUCCCGGCAUCACAGGAGCACAUUCGGGCCAUAUUCAAGCGCCUGUGAGUGUGCUCAAGGCCACUGCAACAGAAGAGAAGGAUUCUGAGAUGGAAAGAGAAAAGGCCCAUGAGCUAGAAAGGCAAGAGAAGCAGAGAAAAGAACGAGCAAUGCAGGAAGAGCACGAUAGAGCUCUAGCACUGGAGAGAGAGGCAAGAGCAAGAGCUCUGGAGAGAGAGAGAAUUGAACGUCAACAGGCCUUAGAAAGAGAAGAACGAGAAAAGGCUUUGCAGCGGGAGAGAGAACUUGCUCUGGAACGAGAGAUGCAGGAGAGGGAACUAGCUUUGGCUAAAGAGAGGGAAGAGCAAGAACGAGCCUUGGCACAUGAGAGGGCCUUGGAGCUGGAGAGGCAGAAGGAGCUCGAAAGACAGAGAGCCCUAGAGCAAGAACGUCUGCGGAGAGAAAAGGAGAAGCGAGAGAGAGAAGAAAUGGAGAGAGCAAUGGAGCUAGAAAGAGCCAAGGCUUUGGAGAGAGAACGGGCUCUUGAGCAGGAGAGGCUACAGAGGGAAAGAGCUCUGGAGGCUGAGAGAAAGGAGAAGGAGAGAAUUGAGAGAGAAAAGGCUUUGGAGCAGGAAAGGUUGGAAAGGGAAAGGUUAGAGAGAGAGAAAGCCUUAGAGCAAGAGAGAGCGAAAGCCUUAGAGCAAGAGAGAGCGAAAGCCUUAGAGCAAGAGAGAGCGAAAGCCUUAGAGCAAGAGAGAGCGAAAGCCUUAGAGCAAGAGAGAGCGAAAGCCUUACAGCAAGAGAGAGCGAAAGCCUUACAGCAAGAGAGAAUAGAAAUGGAGAGAGCCCUGGAGCAAGAGCGACUUGAGAGAGAGAAAGCCCUCGAGCGAGAGCGAAUUGAGAGGGGGAAAGCUUUGGAGCGAGAGAGAAUUGAGAGAGCUCUAGAGCAAGAAAGGUUGGAUCGGGAGAGAGCCCUAGAGCAACAGAGGUUAGAGCUUGAGAGGAAGGAAAAGGAGAGAAUUGAGAGGGAUAAAGCAUUGGAGCAUGAAAGGAUAGAGAGGGAAAAGGCCUGGGAUCGAGAGAGGAAGGAAAAAGAGAGAUUGGACAGAGAGGCAGCUUUGGAACAGGAGAGGAAGGAGAAGGAAAGAGCCGAGAAGGAGAGAGAGAGGCUGGAAAAGGAGAAAGCCCUGGAGAAGGAAAGAGCUGAGAAGGAGAGAAAAGACAGGCUGGAGAGGGAAAAAGCUCUAGAGCAGGAGAAACUUGAAAGGGAGAGAGUCUUGGAGAGGAAGGAGAAGGAGAGGGCUCUCGAACAUGAAAGGCUAGAAAAGGAGAAAGCCGUGCAGAAAGAAAAGGAGAAAGCCAUGCAGAAAGAAAAGGAGAAAGCCAUGCAGAAAGAAAAGGAGGCGCAGGAGAGGGCCCUGGAACAGGAGAAAGAGAGAGCUAGGAUGGCUGAAAAAGAGAGGGAGAGUCACCUCCCUCCAUCCAAACGUGGCCGUGAGAUUGGUCUCACCCCCCUGCCCACUCAUCCCCCCCUCUCCACAGGACCAGGUGCAAAGUCGGCAGGAGAGGCAGGAGAGCAGGAAGAUGCUCCAAAGUCCUGGAGUGAAGCCGCAAAAUUCAGUGGACCCAUGUCCCCAACACCUCAGUCCUCAUUCAAGAAGUUCCGGUUCGUAAGGGAUUCCCCAAUUCAGCUCCAAUCUCCCUCCCCUUCCAUGGUCAUCAAGCGGCCCCGUAACUUCUCUGAUACCCCCCAGCCUCGGGACUCACCUGGCUCCUCCCUCACCAAUGUCGGGGAACGACAGCAGGAAGGACUCCAGCGCUCCACUGAACAGGAAGACCCACAGAAGUGGACAAAGCAGGAGGUUGUGACCAGGGAACCAGGAUCUGUAGAGGCCCAGUCUGAGAAGGAGACUACUGUUGGUACCACAAGUCCUAAAAAGGAAGUGGCCAAAAGCCACAAAGAAAAAGAAGAUUCAGCGAAGAUGGAACAGGAAUCCACCAAAAAAGCUAAAGAAGUGGAUGAAAGCAAGAGUCCUACAAAGCCAGUGGAUACUGCACAGCGGAGGGGAAGAGAUGCAAAGAAGGAAGAAAAACAAGCAAGACGAAGAUCGUCAUCUAAUGAUUCCUCUUCCUCAGGAUCGGACUCUGGGUCCUCAUCAUCUGGGUCCUCUGGCUCAUCCACAUCCUCUCGAGAGAAAACUUGCUCCACUUCAAAGGGUAGAAGAGAAGGAAAACCUAAAAGAGAUUCCUCACUACAGCACAGGGUUACACUAGAGGCUCAGGCUAAGGGUGUAAAGGAAACUCCAAAAGCGAGACAAGUGUCCGUAGAGAAGAGUGACAGCCACACCAAGAAACCGUACAUUAAAGCACCGACCAGAGAGGAGUCACAAAGGAAGAGACAGGACAACGAAGGAGAGGAGGAAACAGAAAAACAAAGGCAGGAGAAGGAGACUGUCAUGGCAGAUCCAGAGAAACUUCCAGAGACCAGCGAGGAGACACCAAAGGCCUUCUCAGCUCGUAAGAUCUCUAUUAGCAGCAGUAAAUCGUCCCCAGGCACAGGCAGUGCAGAGGGCGAGCAGGACUCUGGGGCCGCGGCCGGUCGCAAGAGGAGGUGGGGCUCCAGCACAGCUGUCACUGCCAAGAAACCUUCCAUCAGCAUCACCACAGACUCACUCAAGUCUCUGAUCCCAGACAUUCGUCCGGGUCUCGGGCAGGAGGCCGUCGUGGACCUGCACCCCGAGGAAGCUGUUCUCUCUGGGGCUGAGGAGGAAGAGAGGGAGCGCUCUGACCAGGACCUUCAGAUCCGACGCACUGUCACACAGGUGGUGCACGCGGAGAGCCAGGAGAAUGGACAGAAGGAGGCAAAGAGGAGCAGACAUGAGGAGUCUGAGGAAGAAGACCCGCAGGUGGACGGAGAGGGGACAAGAGAGCAUGAAGAGAAGAUAGAGUCCUCAUUUCCUGGAGCCAUGGAAACCCAGUCUCCUUCACAUACUAGCCAUGAUGUAGAAAUCAACACUGUGACCCCCGGCGACACCCUCAUUCGUCGCUCCAUCAGCCAGCAGAAAACGGGUGUUUCCAUCACAAUCGAUGACCCUGUUCGCACGGCCCGGCAGCCCUCGCCACCUCGCGGCAAAGUCUCCAGCAUCGUUCACAUCAGCAACCUGGUGAGGCCGUUCACUCUGGGGCAGCUUAAGGAGCUGCUCAGCAGAACUGGCACCCUGGUGGACGAGGCCUUCUGGAUUGACAAAAUCAAGUCUCACUGCUACGUCACUUACUGUAGCUCAGAGGAGGCGGUUGCUACUCGUGCAGCUCUUCAUGGAGUGAAAUGGCCUCAGAGCAAUCCGAAAGUCCUAAGCGUAGAGUUCUGCCAGCAGGAUGAGGUGGACUUCCACAAAGGCUUGGCAGACAGACCCGGAGCAGAGGAGCAGGGGCCUGGCUCCGGGCGUGGUCGAACAUCGGGCCUGCCCUCUCUCUUCCCCGAGCGAGACCAGUGGGCCGAGCGUGAGCGCGAGAUGGAGCGCCGAGAGAAGGCCAGGGCAGAGCGGGAGUGGGACCGCGACAAGGUCCGAGAGUUUGGGAAACCCGGUGAGGAGAAGGAGGGAGAACCCCAGAGGUCACGCUCCAGAGAGAAACGCCGCAAGGAGAGGGGGAAGAGCAAGGAGAAGAAGCCUGAGAAGAAAGAGAAAACGGCCGAGGAUCCGCCGGCAAAGCUGCUUGAUGAUCUGUUCCGCAAAACUAAAGCGGCUCCUUGCAUAUACUGGCUUCCACUCACAGAUGAAAUGAUUGUUCAACGGGAAGCCGCCAGAGCAGAACGGAUGAAGGAGCGUGAGAAACGGAGGAAGGAGCUAGAUGAGGAGGAGGAGAAAAAAAGGGAAGAGGAGCGCAAGGAGAGGAUGAAAGCCGGAGGCGGCCCAACUGCAGAGCGGAGUGAGGGUGAGAAGGAAAAGGAAAAGGACAGGGACAGAGAGAGGGACAGAGACCGAGGUAGGGAGAGGGAAAGGGAGAACGACAAACGCAGGGAUGGCUACCGUAGGCCAGAGGGCCGUGCGGCAGGCGGGGGCCGACGCCAGCCGCAGCGACCCACGAGAACGGCGACGUUAAUGGCUAAUCAACUGAUGGAACUGUCCUAGAGACCACCCUCUUCCAUUUGCCUUUCACUACAUGUACUUUGUUACAACUAAGACCCAACAGAGGACCAACUGAUGUCGUCUCCAUCUCUCAAAUUGUCACCUUUUUUAAAGCACAUCUACACCUACACAGUCAUGCUUAAAGGGGACCAUGGUCUUUUGCAGUGUUGUUUCCCAGAGUGCUGUAUGUUGCGCUUCUGUCAAGAUUUGAUAUAUUUCUUUAUACGUUUGCCUCUUUUCCUUAAGUUCUUUUGUCUUGACGGUUUCGCAGUAUGGCGCGCUGGGUAAUUCUUCCCCGAUGUUCCCCAUUUGCCCCAAAGUGUAGGUGCCAAUUAUGAUUUGCAAUCACUUGUCGUCGCCUCAGUGUUUUAACAGCUCUGGAAUCUUUUGUUGCUGCAUGUAGUCCAAGGCUCUCCUUCCCAGUCCUGCCUAAAGAGAAAACUGCCCUCUGAGGCUUGCAUAAUCUGAAAAUAUUGGAAUAGGUGUGUUUGGCAUUUUGUACAGACAUAUAAGAUUACUCAAAAUCAAGUCUUUAAAUGAGGCAGCUCUGGGGUAUUUUUUGGACAGGUGUGGAAUAACUACUAAGGCAAUGCAUUGUUCCUCUCUCCCUGUAUUUAGUUAAGAGAUGAGACUAUUCUCUGUGGGGGAGAGUCCACAUCUGUCACACCUGACACAAGUUAUGAUUAUGUACUCAUUGAUUCUCUUCUUCCUCCUCUUCCUCCACGUCUCUUACCCUGUAGUGUCGAUACAGGCCCAAGAACAGAGGUUGCAUUAUGAGUUUUCUCACCAAUGGUUUUAAUAUUGUUUUUUAAUCUUUAUUUUAUCAUGUUAGUACAAAGGUGUUUUUUUUGUUUGUUUUUUAUUUCUUCUUUGAGUACGCCUAUCAGUGGUGAAUGUACAAAUAAUAAAAUUUGAAAUUUGAAA